UAGCGUAGCCCGCGCCGGGCGGGAGGCUAGGUUCGCGGGGAUCGCGCUGCGCCCUGGGCACCCGGUAGGCUUCCGCGCCUGGUGCCGGAUACCCAGUGCCCUCCGGCUGCGCCCACACCCGGGAAAAGUUUCUGGUCCCCCAAAGCCGGACGCAGCCGGACCAGCAGUGCUCGACACAGAAGCCCUUUGUUCCCUGCUCUAGAGAGAGGCUGCUUGGCCACCUUGGGCCUUUUUUGGGAACGCUCCUGUCUGUUCCCAUUUCCCUCGCAGGGUUUCAGGUUCUUUGCUCCCAUCCUCGGAGAGGUCAACUUCGGCUGCAGAGUCUGUGGCGGCUUGGAGCCGGGGACCCCUGCGAGCUCUGCUCCCCGGAGUGAUGGGUCUCCCUGCGUGGACCUCUCCAACUUGUUCCGGACGUAGCCCGGCGGGGGCAGCUGUGGCUUCUGAGCCAACAUGUAGAGCAGAUCCAGGGACCCCAAGCUGCUUAGGCACGGGUGCCCAUCCCAUCUUGGGAGGCCUGGCAGUUCCCACUACGUGCCACAGAGCAGCGCUGUAGAGGGAUGUGGAGAAUGGUCUUUUUGGGGUCCAUAAGGUCUUUGGUGGCCUCUUCUGGGCUACCUGUGUGGUGCCUGUUGACAGUAUGAUCAGCUCCUGUGCCCUUAACCUGGAAAGGGCCUGCAUAGUCAUUGUAUUUAGUGGCUAAGCAGAGAGCUCUCCAGAUCCUGGGGAACAGGGACUGCGAGAAGGAAGCAGUUUGGGUUGAAAAUUGAAGCAGGCUUGGAAGAGGCUGUGUGAGUCCAGAGACCACGCUGUCCACAGCUUGGGAAAGCCUCACUUACAUCAUUUUCUUUACCUCCCCAACAGAAUUUAGAGUUUUGUGUUUUCGGCUCUGUAGGCUUUGUUAGUCCAUCUGGACUCACAAAAGGUAGCUGGAGAAUGAGACACACAUGUGUAGCAGUAGUGAACCGAUGACUACAUUUCCUUUGCUCAGAAUUUUAACAUCAAGGAUGCAGUGACUUAUGAUGAUGUGCAUGUGAACUUCACUGGGGAAGAGUGGAAGUUGCUGGAUCCUUCCCAGAAGAGUCUCUACAAAGAUGUGAUGCUGGAGACCUACUGGAACCUCACUGUUAUAGGCUACACUUGGGAAACCCAUCAUAUUGAAGGACAUUGUCAAAGUUCAAGAAGAAAUGAAAGGUAUGUAAGUAAUCAUAGUGGAGAGAAACUCUAUGAAUGUAAUGAACGUUCUAAAGCCUUUUCAUGUCCCAGUCAUCUCCAAAGUAAUAUAAGAAGACAAAUUGGAGAGAAAACACAUGAACAUAACCAAUGUGGUAAAGCCUUUCCAACACCCAGUCAUCUUCAAUAUCAUGAAAGAACCCAUACUGGAGAGAAACCCUAUGAAUGUCAUCAAUGUGGUAAAGCCUUUGCAAUACCCAGUCAUCUUCAAUAUCAUGAAAGAACCCAUACUGGAGAGAAAUCUUAUGAAUGUCAUCAAUGUGGUAAAGCCUUUGCACAACUCAGUACUUUAAAUCGUCAUAAAAGAACACAUACUGGAGAGAAACCCUAUGAAUGUAAUCAAUGUGGUAAAGCCUUUGCACGACGCAGUAGUUUAAAAUGUCAUAAGAGAACCCAUACUGGAGAGAAAUCCCAUGAAUGUAAUCAAUGUGGUAAAGGCUUUGCUCUACGCAGUAGUUUCCAAUGUCAUAAAAGAAUACAUACUGGAGAGAAACCCUAUGAAUGUGAUCAAUGUGGUAAAGCCUUUGCACAACUCGGUCAUCUCCAACGUCAUAAAAGAACACAUACUGGAGAGAAACCCUAUGAAUGUAAUCAAUGUGGGAAAGCAUUUGCAUGUCACAGUCAUCUCCAAUGUCAUAAAAGAACACAUACUGGAGAGAAACCCUAUGAAUGUAAUCAAUGUGGUAAAGCCUUUGCACAAUUCAAUAAUCUCCAAUGUCAUAAAAGAACACAUAUUGGAGAGAAACCCUAUGAAUGUAAUCAAUGUGGUAAAGGCUUUGCUCUACGCAGUAGUCUCCAAUGUCAUAAAAGAACACAUACUGGAGAGAAACCCUAUGAAUGUAAUCAAUUUGGUAAAGCCUUUGCACAACUCAGUAAUCUCCAAUGUCAUAAAAGAACACAUACUGGAGAGAAACCCUAUGAAUGUAAUCAAUGUGGUAAAGCCUUUGCAAAUCACAUUCAUCUCCAAUAUCAUAAAAGAACACAUACUGGAGAGAAACCCUAUGAAUGUAAUCAAUGUGGUAAAGGCUUUGCUCUACGCAGUAGUCUCCAAUGUCAUAAAAGAACACAUACUGGAGAGAAACCCUAUGAAUGUAAUCAAUGUGGUAAAGCCUUUGCACAACUCAGUAAUCUCCAAUGUCAUAAAAGAACACAUACUGGAGAGAAACCCUAUGAAUGUAAUCAAUGUGGUAAAGCCUUUGCACAACUCAGUAAUCUCCAAUGUCAUAAAAGAACACGUAUUGGAGAGAAACCCUAUGAAUGUAAUCAAUGUGGGAAAGUAUUUGCACAUCACAUUCAUCUCCAAUAUCAUAAAAGAACACAUACUGGAGAGAAACCCUAUGAAUGUAAUCAAUGUGGUAAAGGCUUUGCACAACACAGUCAUCUCCAAUGUCAUAAAAGAACACAUACUGGAGAGAAACCCUAAGAAUGUAAUCAUUGUGGGAAAGCAUUUGCGCAUCACACUCAUCUCCAAUAUCAUAAAAGAACACAUACUGGAGAGAAACCCUAUGAAUUUAAUCAACGUGGUAAAGCUUUUGCAUGACCCAGUUAUCUCCAAUACCAUAAGAGAACACAUAUUGGAGAGAGACCCUAUGAAUGUAAUUGGUAAAGACUUUGCACGUCACAGUCAUCUCCAAUGUCAUAAAAGAACACAUACUUUCCUGGUAUAGCUGUCUCUUGUGAGGCUGUACCAGUGCCUGGCAAAUACAUAAGUGGAUGCCCACAGACAUCUAUUGGAUAGAACACAGGGCCCUCAAUGGAGGAGCCUUAGAAAGUACCCAAGGAGCUGAAGGGGUCUACAACCCUGUAGGCGGAACAACAAUAUAAACUAACCAGUACCCCCAGAGCUCAUGUCUGUAGCUGCAUAUGUAGCAGAAAAUGGCCUAGUCUGCCAUCAUUGGGAAGAGAGGCCCCUUGGUCUUGCAAACUGUAUAAGCCCCAGUACAAGGGAACGCCAGGGCCCAGAAGUUGGAGUGGGUGGGUAGGGGAGCAGUGUGAGGGGAGUAUAUAGGGGGACUUCAGGGAUAGCUUUUUAAAUGUAAAUGAAGAAAAUAUCUAAUAAAAAAUUGAAAUGUAAAAAAAAACACACACUGGAGAGAAACUCUAUGAAUGUAAUCGAUGUGGUAAAGACUUUGCAGGUCACAGUUGUCUCCAAUAUCAUAAAAGAACCCAUAAUGGAAAGAAACCUUAGAAAUAUAAUCAAUGUGAUAAAGCCUUUUCACAAAGUUAUUGUCUCUAUAAUCAUAAAAGAACCCAUAUUGGAUAGAAACCGUAUGAAUGUAGUCAGUGUGCUAAAACCUGUGCAUAUCCCACUCGUCUGCAAAACGUUAAAGAUUCCACACUGGAAAGAAACCUCAUGAAUGUAAUCAAUGUGGUAAAGACUUUUUACAACUCUAUAGUCUCCAUUAUUUUUAAAGAACACAUAGAAGACAGAAACCUUUGGAAAGUAAUCAGUGUUGUAAAGCAUUUGAUGUCACAGUCAUCUAUGAUGACAUAAAAGAUCACAUACAAGUGAGAACCCACGUGAAUGUUAUGAAUGUAGUAAAACCUUUGCAUGUCAGAGUUCUUUAGGCAUACACAAGACAAACCACACAGCAGAGAAACCCCAAUUUAAAUGUUUGCUUUUCCGAGAGUUGGUUUGGUCAUGAGAUCUGUUCCUAGCCAUUGAAAGGCUGAGGGAGAAACCCUCUGAGUAUAUUUAAUAUGGCAAAGCCUUUGCACAAUUUUGUAGUCAUCUUUAUCAUGGAAGAAUUUGAACUGGGUAGAAACAUUGUGAAUCUAUUUAGUAUGAUGAAGCUUUUUCACUGAACGUCUUUAUAUAUAUAUUCUUUUUAUGAGACUAUUCAUACUGGAGACAGAUGCUAUGAAUGUCAGCAGUGUGGUAAAGCUUUUAAGUUGUUGGGUCCACUGAGGUUCAACACAACUCACACACCAGGACAAUGCAAAGGAUAAGAAUUUAUUGGGCUGAGCGGUGGUGGUGCACUCCUUUAAUCCUAGCACUCGGGAGGCGGAUGCAGGCAGAUUUCUGAGUUAGAGGCCCAACAAGUGUAGAGUGCGUUCCAGGACAGCCAGGGCUACACAGAGAAACCCUGUCUGGGGGGAAAAAAAAAAGAACUUAUUGGAAUUAAGUCACUACUGAUCAGUGAGAGACACAAAAGCAUACUCAGAAGUUUAUCUUCAAAACCCACCGCCCACACCCAAACUGAGACAGAAAGUUGUAUAGCUUUCAAACACAAAAACCUCAAAGUCCUGGGCCAACUUAUAGCUACAUUUUCUCCCAAAUCAAAAGUUGUUUUUAUUGAAUGAGUCAAUAAAUGGUGAUUGCUAACUCCUUGUA
Molecule: messenger RNA, 4564 nt
Organism: Mus musculus (house mouse)
Lineage: Eukaryota; Metazoa; Chordata; Mammalia; Rodentia; Muridae
Product: RIKEN cDNA 9030624G23 gene
Exons: 4
Coding region: 1097-2653 (518 amino acids)
Biological process (GO): regulation of DNA-templated transcription
Cellular component (GO): nucleus
Source: RefSeq, a predicted model, not a curated record